AUGUCCGCUUUCGAUAACUUUUCAGCCUCCAUGUCGGAUGCAUUGUUGGCGCUUCCUCAGCCGAGCAAUACGCGGGUCCCGCGGCCCCUACUAGCUCGAAGGAGCUGGAGAUACCAACGGGAAACUUUCGGCGAUUAUCUGCAGUGGAUCUACAACGAGAACAGUGACAAACCUGCGUUUGCUCCGGUUAAAGACAAGUUUAAAGAGACUCUUGAUACUAUAUUAGAAUAUGAAUCAUCGAUCAGUGAUAUCUUGGCGGACAAUCAAUCGCCCAAGGACGAUUGCAUUGCUCGUCAGUAUCAUCAAGCUACGAAGCCACUCAUGUCUGCCUUUCUAGCCCAGCUUCCCAAAGCACACUACAACUUUAAAAGGUUCAUGGCAACCAUUCUCAGAGCCGAAAGCCAGAACGUCUUAGUCAGUGGCAUAGAACACUUUUCUGAAACCUACAAGGCAAAGCCAGCCCAAACGUUGACACCACCGUCAGGAGCGCUUUCAAACGAUUCGCAAAGAACCCUUCUCCCUGAAUUUGCAAUGGUGUUCAUCAAUAUGGUUCUUCCCACAACCACGAUGACCGGUACGUCUCCAGGUAUGAAGCUUCAAGUCGCCUUCAACACACUUGUUUCUAAACAAAGCACAGAUGACUUUGCUCUUGCACUUGCGCUCCCUCCUUCCUCCAUUCCUUCUCCCACUGCUACCCAAGAUACCUACAUCUGCACCUCGGACCUCGGAGUGUACCAAGUCCACUUUCCAAUUCUUGCAUGCGCUUCUCCGAUGUUCGUUGGUUUCCUUACUCCAAGGGGACCGGCAUAUGGACCCAAGUUCUACGACAUUGCCGAUGAUUCAGCUUCCUUCUGCUGCUUUCUAAGCCUCGUAUAUUCACGGGACCUCCCUGCCAUCUCAACGUUUUCGGGAUUAGACUAUGCUUUGACCGUCGCAAGGAAGUAUGGACUGGUGCUCUCCGCUAAAAUCCUUCGAGGGCUACUAUCCGACCCGGGAAGUUGGGUAUACGUAGAGAAGGAUCCAUGGAGUGCAUUCCUAGUCGCUCAACAGUGGGGUUUCAUAAAUGAAAUGAACACGGCGAGCCGGAAACUUGUUGGCCAGGUUGAUUUAACCGACGACGGUACUCUGGAGAGACUCCAAGCCAGCGAAAGCGGGAUCAAGGUAUUGGCGUGGCUCGUAGCAAGACAGACAAAGUUGGCAACCCGUCUCCUUUCAAGUCCGCUUUCCGAUCCUUCGACGCCACUCGUCUGCUUUUCCUGCCCCGAUACGGUAUUCAACUGGAUUAAUGCUUGGGCGCAGAACUUGUACAAGGCACUGAGCGCGAGCGCGGAAACUCCAGAAUUGUUUGGUCUUGCCAGUGUACUGGAAGUCGCCGAGUGCGAAGAGUGCCGAGAGAUUAUCGUCAAGAACGCCAAGGCCGUCGAGACCUGGAUGAGGAGCGUGAGGGAUGACUUGAAGUCAGAUGUAGCGGGCCAGACGCUCGUCGAUCAAUCGUCAAAAUAUGUCGCGUCUCCCGGCUCAUUAGGAUUUUAUAAAGGGAAUUCGUCCGCUGCUGUCACAUUUGACCAGUAUUCUUUGAUGCUCGAUGGAAAACGAAUCAUGGUAUUUAGCGGAGAAUUCCAUCCAUGGAGGCUCCCUUCCAUCCCGCUCUGGAGAGAUAUUUUGGAAAAAAUAAAGGCCGGAGGUUUCAAUACAGUAUCCAUCUACACGCACUGGGGCCUCACGGAAGGAAAACGUGGCGUCUUGAACUUUGAUGGGUAUCGGUCCCUAACCAAGUUUCUGAACGUCGCAAAGAGCGUUGGAGUGUUGGUCAUACUUCGACCCGGACCGUACAUCAAUGCCGAGACUACUUCUGGCGGGAUGCCUGGCUGGGUGUCUAACCUCGCUGAUGCAUCCAGGUCGAAUGGGACGGACUUUACGGCCGCUUGGAAGCCCUAUAUUACACAAAUCUCCAAGGACGCAGCUCCAUACCAGUACCCCGAUGGGCCGAUUAUAUUGGUACAGAGCGAAAAUGAAUUUGGUGGAGAUAGCGUUACGAACCCGUGGUCGUAUGGACAUACGGAUCAUAUGAAAUGGGUCCAAGAAACCAUGCGCGCAAAUGGACUUGACAAGGUUCCUACAACGCACAACGACUACAAGCCACAGGGCGAAUACGCUACUGGUCCCGCAAAGGUAGAUUUGUAUGCGAGAGAUGGGUAUCCCCUCGGCUGGGAUUGUUCUCAUCCAGAAGUAUGGAAAGAACUCGAUGCCUCGUUAGAUGCAGACCACCAGCGCUUAAACCCCGCAGAACCGUUGUAUUUGGCGGAAUAUCAAGGCGGAGCGUUGGAUGCCUGGAACGGGCCAGGAUAUGAGAAAUGCUACCAGCUUUUAAACGAGCAGUUUGCGAGUGUGAUCUACAAGAACAACUAUGCGGCUGGCAUAUCUUUGCAGUCUCUUUACAUGAUAUAUGGAGGAACAAACUGGGGAAAUCUGGCGGCUCCUGUAGUCUAUACGUCUUAUGAUUGGGGUGCAGCCAUCUCUGAAGAUCGAACUCUAACUCCAAAAUUCCAUGAAAUCAAACUACACGGUCUCUUCCUCCACGCAACGCCGCAUUAUCACGUUGCCGGCCGCGUAAGCACAGGAAGUGAACUCGUCUCCAACCCCAAGAUAUUCGUUACCCAUCUUGCUACUGCCGAGGGACAACAUUUAUAUGUGGCUAGGCAGACUACGAAUGCGAACACUGCGAGGGAGGAGUUUACAUUGGACGUAAAGACCAAGAGCGGAGCUGUUACUCUCCCCGGGCUAGCGCUCGACGGGAGGGAUAGCAAGAUUUUUGUUACCGAGUAUCCUUUUGGCGGGAGCUUAAUGAGCUAUAGUACAGCCGAGGUGGCGACUUGGCUCACAUUGGACGGACAGGAUCAUAUCGUCCUUUUCGCUUCAAACCAGACCACCAAGACUGUCAUUCCAACCACAUCUCGCACUAAACCCACAAUAUCUGGUCCGGGCUCAUCCAUCACUGCGACAUUGUCUGAUAAUGCAGUCACCAUUUCGGGCAAACCACCCUCGUCUGGUCUUGUUCGAGUAUCGAUCGGAAAAACGUCUGUGUGGUUGGCGGAUAAAAAAUGGCUGGCCCCGAGGAUUUGGCAGCCCCGCACGACUGGGACGACUGGGAAUGGGAUAUAUGAUCUGAGUCCUCGAACUGGGAGCGUGUUGGUAUUUGGACCGUACCUUGUUCGAAGUGCAACACUCACGGGAUCUACAUUGGCACUGGUUGGAGAUCUCGUAAGCAAUUCGGCAACGGAGCUUGAAGUACUUACCCCUUCGAGUGUGAAGACUAUCACUUGGAACGGGAAGAGUGUCAAGUUUUCCAAGGCGCCCUCUGGGACGCUCAAAUCGACCCUCGAUACUCCCGACCUGAAGCCCAAGCUUCCAGACUUGAAAUCGCUUGAAUGGAAAUGCACCGACUCACUUCCCGAAGUUGAGCUUGGGUUCGACGAUUCUCAGUGGAUACUCGCAAACAAAACCACCACCGCUCGUCCGGCAAGGUUCCAGCCGCUGGGCGGGAAGGUUGUGCUAUAUGCCGAUGAGUACGGAUAUCAUCAAGGGAACACUAUUUACCGUGGCCGAUUUUCGAGCCAAGCGACGGGAGUCAAGCUCAUUGUUCAAGGAGGAUCAUACUUUGGCUACAGCGCUUUUCUCAAUGGGGUAUUCCUCGGUUCUGGACAGUCGAGCAAUGAUAUUAUUGAAACAAAUUACACGUUCCCCACUGGCGUGGUAGGAAACGAUAAUAUCGUUACUGUUGUGUUGGAUAACACUGGUAUAGAUGAGGAGAACUGGGAGGGAAAGUCAAAAGCUCCCCGUGGAAUCCGUGGAUACGAACUCCUUGGUAGUGGGGACUUCGAUUCCUGGAAACUGACAGGGAAUAUCGAUGGAGAAGAAACGCAAGAUAUCGUCCGAGGGCCACUAAACCAAGGAGGGCUCUACGUUGAGCGUAUCGGGGCAAUCUUCCCAAAUUAUACUCUGAAUAAUAUUUGGAAUUCGAGCGCCUCUUGCACGCCCUUUAAAGGAAUCAACCAAGCCGGCAUAGUGGCCUAUAAAACCAAGUUCCUAUUGAAUAUCACAGAAACAACGGACCUGACUAUCUCGUUCAAAUUUACGAGAACACAAGCAAGCAACUAUCGGUCAAUGCUGUAUAUUAACGGAUUCACCUCUAACUACGGUCCGCAAACCGUUUUUCCCAUCCCUGAGGGAAUUUUGAACCAUCGAGGAGAGAACGACGUGCUCCUAACUGUUUGGUCACUGGAUGCUGAAGGAGCUAAGGUAGCUGCAUUAGAGCUGACUUCAUCAAUUACAUUAGACUCGGGAAAGGAGAUUGUUACGGGAGUAACAGCUUGA
Molecule: messenger RNA, 4374 nt
Organism: Rhizoctonia solani
Lineage: Eukaryota; Fungi; Basidiomycota; Agaricomycetes; Cantharellales; Ceratobasidiaceae
Product: glycoside hydrolase family 35 protein
Exons: 24
Coding region: 1-4374 (1457 amino acids)
Biological process (GO): carbohydrate metabolic process
Cellular component (GO): vacuole
Molecular function (GO): beta-galactosidase activity
Source: RefSeq, a predicted model, not a curated record